GUGACGAGGCUCAACUGUUGAUGCCCGACUUAGAAUGACGCCCAAAGCCAUCAGGCUGGGAGGACACCGAGAUAACAGGGCCUCAAGGUUUCCCAGCUGGAGCUUGAUACUUGGUUUUUCACAAUUUCGUCUAUUUGCGACGUUGGACAAUUUACGAAGUUGUGUGCAAAAGUGAAACAGGAGAUCUAGACAGACCUCGUGGCCAUGGCGAUAAAGCGCCCAUCUCUCGGCCAGAUUGCAGGCCUUGGCGACUUCUACGAUGCUGUCACCGACACCUUUUCGUCCAUCUCCCUCCUGAAGGCCGCUGCCCCGCCGAUGGCCGUGAGACGCACCGACAACCCGGGUACCGAGAUGGACUUUACCAAGGAAGAUACCUUUGAGACGCGGUUACGUAGCCUCCGAGUCGGCGCUGAACUGGGCGCCAGCAUCCUUUCCAACAUGAUAUCUGUUGACGGCGUCGGCCGUUUUCUUACCGAAACGCGGUCUAGUUUCCGGACUGUGCAACUCUCAUGCCUUUACAGAAUCACGACAGUCCACGAGAAGCUCAACUUGGGUUGUUUCAUGAUGACGCCGGAUCUCCAAGAGCUUCUGGAUCUCGAUGCCCUGCGAGGCAGAGGCGGCACGCAUGUUGUUACCGAGAUCGAAUGGGGUGCAUCGAGUGUUGUGACGGCCAGGUCCAAGGUUGAGAACUCUGGUAACCAGAAAGAUGUUCAGACUCAGCUUGAUGUCGGUCUCGCUGAGUUGAGCAUGAUUGUUGGGACUGGAGCCAAUGUAGGAGCAGAGUUUGGAGUCCAGCGAGGAAAGGGGCUCUCAGAAACAGCAUUUGCCAUCAAGGUGUAUGGCGACUUUGUGAGCGACAUGGACAUUCCUAACGACUUUGAGAGCGCGCAAAACUACAUCAAGACCAUGCCCUCGGCGAUAUCCGCCUCGAAUGGCGGGAAGGGAAAACCGCUGGUGUACACCCUCGUUCCUGUCGAGAUGCUCCACAUGCUUUACGACCUCACCAUCGAGUCUCAUAUUUCGCUGAAGCGUCUUGGGCACGACGUUCUAGACGAGUUUGUCCACCUCUUCGAUGAGUUGACUACAGUGCGGCAAAGCCUCAACGACUACUACCAUGACGCGAAGGAGUAUCGGUUUUGCCUACCAGACAGCCACUUGGCGGAAGCAUCUGAUCGCCUUCGUCAGGCAAAGGCAGGCGAGGCGCGUCUGAAGGAAGAAUAUGCCAGCGCCCUCUCCAAUGUGAGGCGCGGCAAGUCUGAGCCGAACUGCCUGUGGAGCCUUCUCAAGGAGUCGCGCAGUGACAACUCAUCGCCCGAGAACCUCAUGUCGAUAAUCCGGGACCAUGAGGAGAAGAUAAAGUUCGCCGUCACGAUGGUUAAGAAGGGAGCGCGCUACGUCGGACACGGCGGUCUGAAUGCCCUCAACAAUCUCAUCAUGGAACAAGGGAGAAAUGACGCGUACGUGUUUUACUUCAACGAUGCCGUGCAGGCGACGCAGCCAUCCCGCUGGGAUGACAACAGGAGACUCAUCCUGGAACUUCUCGAAUCCGAAUGCGAUGAUUUUGUCAUCAUGUUCGACUGUGACCUCGGAAAAACACCCAUUGCCAUGCCAUACGUGGAGCAAUACCGAGCCGGGAAACUUAUCGUCAAAGACCUGAGCGAGGUCCGUCGAUUCUUGGAUGGCCAUUGUGUGAUCCGCUACGACCGGGCGGCACUCAACCACGCCGAAAACGGCCUACCGGCUCAGCGGAGGAUGGUAAAGAUCAGAUGCCCAGGGCGUCGCUGCCGGGGCACAAAGCGUGUCUGGAUAUGUGAGACCUGCAAGGGGUCCGUGGAGUAUGGAGUUGUUGACACCUUUCUCUACUGCUCCUGCGGUCGGUUCCCCUACGACAAGUGCCGCUUUCGAUGCAACCAACAUGAUGAGGAGGGCACGUUUACGACGCCGAAACCUUCUUGGCUGCUAGUCAGGCUGAAAAGUCUUCAGCCCCUGACGAUGCAAGAGAUCAACGUGCUCAUCCUAGGCGAAACCGGGGUAGGCAAAUCGACGUUUAUCAACGCAUUCGUCAACUACCUGACAUACGACAGCCUUGAAGAGGCCAUCAAGGCCAGAAAGCCACAGUAUGUCGUGCCGUACUCAUUCUCGCUACCGUACCCCGACGGCAAUGGAGGCUUCAACCCCCUCGACAUCAAGGUCGGGACGAGCCCAGACGAACAUCACGGUGCCCUUGGAGAGUCCGCAACCAGGAAAACGACAGUCCAUCGCAUUCCGCUUAACAAUACCACCAUUUUGCGGUUCAUUGACACGCCCGGGAUCGGCGAUACGCGGGGCAUCCAGCAGGAUGCGUUAAACAAAGAAGACAUCCUUGCAACGUUGCGGCACAUUGACAAACUCCAUGGCAUUCUCAUCUUGCUAAAGCCGACAAACUCUCGCUUGGAUGUAAUGUUCCGCUUCUGCAUUACCGAGUUGUUGACCCAUCUGCACCAAGACGCGGCGAGUAACUUCUGCUUUGGUUUCACCAAUACGCGGGGCAGUUUCUAUACGCCGGGGGAUACGUAUGUACCUCUGAAAGCGCUCUUGGAAAAGUACAACAACUCCAAGAUCUCGCUAAGUACACACACAACCUACUGCUUCGACUCCGAAAGCUUUCGGUUUCUCGCGGCUCUGUCGGAGACGCAGACCCAGAUGCCCGGGCUCAACGACUUCGAGAGGAGCUGGGACCGAUCUGUCCGGGAGUCCAAGCGCCUUCUAGCACAUUGGGCAACCCUCCGCGGCCACAGGGUGAAAAGCACUCUGAGUCUCAACACUGCGAGGGAUCUCAUCCUUGCCAUUCGAGAACCACUCUCUAUGUUGGAGGAGAUGGCGAUGGAGAGCAUCAAAGAGAAUGAACGAGACGCUAAAGCUCUCCAGCAGGCGGAAAUUACGUGGAAGGAGUUGGAGUCGAGGCUCUUCAUCAGCACCAUCGUCCUCGAACACUCGGUCCUCGACAAGCCAAGGACUGUUUGCACGCAUGCGGACUGCCGAACCCGCAAGGUGGAUGGCAAAGGUUUGCCUUUUUACGAGUACAACAUCGUCUGCCAUGACAUGUGCCGCAUGCCCCCCGGAGUCGAGCAUUUGGGAGAACCUUCCAGGUGGUUGCUGGCCUGUGGCGUAUUCAACCACGGACUGAGGACGACAUGCGCCAUCUGCAACCAUUCUUGGAAGCUGCACAUACAUAUCAAAGACGACUACCGGACCAAAGUUGAGAAGAGCAUAGACCCAGAUGUUCAGCGCCUUGUGGAUGAAAACGGCUCCAAGGCCGAGAUACAAGCCCGCCACCUUCAGGCCCUCGAGAAACAGAUCGAAAGCCGCAAGGCCGAAAUGUCGAAGCUGAUGGACGCUUCAGCUGCAUUCGGUCGCUAUCUCAAACACAACUCCAUCGCUCCCUACAACGAUGAGGCGCUGGCAUACAUGGACGCGGAACUCACGGGGCAAAGCAACCUGUCCGGUGACACAGUCUGGCAAGCAAGCAGGUCCAGUUCCAUCAGUUCUUUGGCAAUGGCACGGGAUGAGUAUGCCAAAGACGUCGAAGCGAUACAAAGGUCCAUCAAAAAGAGCCAAACCGCGCCGAUUCCCACUGACGAGGAGGUACACGAGAUCUUAGAGAGGCUGUAUGAUCUGGAAGGAUGUGGUGCUACCUUGAGGAGCAUAGUUUUGAAGAAACGGUCAUCCGGGGACUCGUAUGUGGAACGGGCAUUUCAUGGCCAUCUCGAUAACGGUCGUACUUUGUCCUCUGUAUGGGACAUCGCGGACCAAGAUGACGUCUAUGACAUAGAGUUGCCGCCCGCGGGUUUUGAGUCCGACGUUGCCGAAAUACCGCGUCCCCAGUUAUAUAAACUCCAAGAGAAGGUCUGGGAAUCGAGAUUGGCGAGGCCACGCCCUGCACCACGGACAAACAGGGAACCGGAGGAGGCCGAAGCGGCGAUGGGAUCGUCGUCGUGGGAGAAUCCGCAAGCGAGGCCAAUUCGACGAGCCAGAUAUGGAGGGCGCAUGGGUCCCUGGGCAUUACUCGCCGCGGCUGCGAAAGGAGAGGCGUAAUGUUGCAGACAAGGAGGGCUAGAGUUAGUCCAACGACGGGAUAUCGAACGCGCCAGGGGUAUCUUUAGACAAGAUCAUUGUAUGGCGUCGUCAUCGCCUGUUCAUCAAAUCCACAAAGCGGGGAACUUUAAACGCAAUUGUUAAUUGGUGGUGG
Molecule: messenger RNA, 4228 nt
Organism: Chaetomium fimeti
Lineage: Eukaryota; Fungi; Ascomycota; Sordariomycetes; Sordariales; Chaetomiaceae
Exons: 3
Coding region: 205-4074 (1289 amino acids)
Source: RefSeq, a predicted model, not a curated record